GCGGGAGCAUGAUGGAGAUGGCGUCUGCGGACGGCGUGGUCGAGGAAGCUGUCCCGGCUGCGCGGCGUAGCAGCGGGAGCAGAGGAGCCGCCUUGAACAGCCUUGUCAACCGCUUGCCGCUCACGCCGUCGCUUUCCCCAAGGAAAAGGACCACCAGCCAGUCGAAAACGGAGCCGCCGCUGCUUCGGACUAGCAAGCGCACCAUCUACACGGCUGGACGGCCGCCCUGGUACAACGAGACGGGCACUCCUUUCAAGGAAGCCUUUGUCAUUGGCUUGUGUGGUGGCAGUGCAUCUGGCAAGACUACAGUGGCCAACAAAAUCAUUGAAGCACUAGAUGUGCCUUGGGUGGUGCUGCUCUCCAUGGAUAGCUUCUACAAGGUACUGAACAAAGAACAGCAAGAGCAAGCUGCCCGUAAUGAAUACAAUUUUGACCAUCCUGAUGCCUUUGAUUUUGACCUGCUCAUCAGUGUCCUACGAAAGCUGAAAGAGGGCAAGAGCGUUAAAGUUCCUGUUUAUGAUUUUACCACACAUAGCCGGAGCAAGGAGUGGAAAACUAUCUAUGGGGCCAAUGUAAUUAUAUUUGAAGGUAUCAUGUCAUUUGCCAAUAAGGAGCUUCUACAGCUCCUGGACAUGAAAGUUUUUGUGGACACAGACUCGGAUAUCCGGCUUGUGCGGCGGUUGAAGCGGGACAUCAUGGAACGAGGGCGGGACGUGGCAGGUGUCAUCAAGCAGUACAGCAAGUUUGUGAAGCCGUCCUUUGAGCAGUACAUUGAACCUACAAUGCAGGCAGCAGACAUUGUGGUGCCUCGAGGUGGAGAGAACUUUGUGGCUCUGGACUUGAUUGUUCAGCAUGUUCAUAGUCAAUUGGAAAAGCGUGAAAUCACAGUCAGAGCAGCCUUGGCCUCUGCUCAUCAGGGACAACCAUUGCCAACAACCUUAAGUGUCUUGGAGAGCACACCGCAGGUUCGGGGGAUGCACACUAUUAUCAGGAACAAGGACACCAGCAGGGAUGAAUUCAUAUUCUAUUCCAAGCGUCUCAUGCGACUGCUGAUUGAACAUGCCCUUUCUUUUCUACCACUCAAGCCAGUUACUGUAGAGACACCACAGGGAACAAUUUAUGAUGGGAAGAGAUUCCAUAGGCAACGGAUCACUGGAAUCUCCAUCCUGAGAGCAGGCGAGACCAUGGAGCAGGCUCUUACAGCUGUCUGCAAAGAUAUCCGCUUAGGAAAGAUUCUCAUCCAAACCAACCAUGACACGGGGGAACCUGAGCUGCAUUAUCUCCGGCUGCCCAAAGAGAUCAGUGAAGACUACGUCAUUCUGAUGGACAGCACUGUGUCUACUGGAGCUGCUGCCAUGAUGGCUAUUCGGGUGUUGCUGGAUCAUGAUGUACAAGAGGACAGGAUCUUCUUACUGUCUCUGCUGAUGGCAGAGAUGGGAGUCCAUUCUGUGGCUUAUGCUUUUCCCCGUGUACGUAUCAUCACCACUGCUGUGGACAAGAGAGUCAAUGAGGAAUUCCACAUCAUUCCUGGCAUUGGUAAUUUUGGAGACCGUUAUUUUGGCACAGAUGGCACCAUCCCCUGGUAUGAGAAUGACGACAUGGAUUGCUGACCUGAUUCUGCUGGACAAGGCUUUGUUUCUUGAAUAUUGGGCGUUUCUUCUUGGCUUGACUAUGGGCAUAAUGCUAUUGCCUUGGUCCUUUCUUUUCAUAAUUACAAGCUCUACUAGACUGCUCAGCAAUGGUGCGAUUUUGAUAGCACUUCCUGCUAUAAUACCCCAACUGGGAUGGAAACAUUGCUGCUGCUGCUACUACCUUCCCAUUCACUGUCUCCAUAUUUAUUGGUAUUUAUUGGGGCACACGUAGAACUGUAGUACUGCUUCCCAUCCUUUCAGUGCUGAUUAGCUUCAGCAGCAUCUUGUCCCCUAUCAAGGAUGCUGUAAGAAAAUUAUCCCUGCAAAUCCAUUGGAUUUUUCACUGACCUGGUGACCUACUGUUCCCUUUUAUAUGUGUUUCCUGACUGACUGACGUGCAAUGCAAGCAGGCUUCUGCACUUUGGCCUGGGGUUCCUCUCUAAAAAAAUUUGAUGCUGACUUAUUCAGGAUCCUGUCAUCUUGAUAGCUGUGUGUAAAUUGCACUUGUCCUCCCUAAUUUGUGACUGCACAAGCAUUUGGGACCACAGCGUUGCAAUAAGGGACCUCAUACUAGAGGUAAGUGCUCUAUGCCCAAAGUCAGUACUAUUAUGAGGGAAAGCCAGAGCUACAUUUGCCUUCCAAACUGAAAGUAACUAUUGGCCUAACAUUAAGCCCCCAGCCUGCAUUCCCUUGUCCUGAUCUGUUUUUCAGGACUGUACUCAGCUGACUUGUUUUUUUAAUGCCAUAAUAAAAAUUUACAGUGGUA
Protobothrops mucrosquamatus (brown spotted pit viper) is the source of this 2397-nucleotide messenger RNA. Its product is annotated as uridine-cytidine kinase-like 1. Gene Ontology annotation, cellular component: cytoplasm. The transcript is spliced from 15 exons. The record is from RefSeq and is a predicted model, not a curated record. Gene Ontology annotation, molecular function: kinase activity; ATP binding. Bases 9 to 1610 code for a protein of 533 amino acids. Lineage: Eukaryota; Metazoa; Chordata; Lepidosauria; Squamata; Viperidae.